AUGGCAGACAGGACACACAGGUUUACUCUUGUCAAUGACUCUAAAGAUUUCGCAUUCCAUUUGAAACCUGGUCCAUGGGAAGACUGUGCAUGGCUGUCACAAGCUUUGAAUAUCUUCCACGCCCUUGGAAUCUCACUGGACAAAGAUCUCUCAAUAUGCAAACUCAUCUUGCCACAUAUUCAGUUGAUACAAGAAAUUGAUGGCUCUCAAGUUGCAUGUCAGCGAUGUAAGAGCGUUCCACCCAUUUAUGUUUUCGUACUUCCCCUACCCCUCUCCUGUUUACCCAACCACUUCUGGUCUCAUGAUGAAAAUGGACAAACUCACAUUCCGAACGAGACAUGCAAAUACUUAGGUCUUCCCACCAAGCUUCCCAUACACGUAUACUCCAACUAUCAAUACACUUGGCCCAAGAAUUCUGCCAAGAUGUACAACCAGAUUCACAAGUGGCAAAUGCUACGAGGAUUUGACCCGAAUACCACCGACUUUGCGCACUACCUCGCAUAUCCUGUCUAUGAAGUCGUACACCCAGAAUCAAGUUGA
Marasmius oreades (fairy-ring Marasmius) is the source of this 540-nucleotide messenger RNA. RefSeq lists its product as uncharacterized. The coding region runs from base 1 to 540 and encodes 179 amino acids. Lineage: Eukaryota; Fungi; Basidiomycota; Agaricomycetes; Agaricales; Marasmiaceae. The transcript is spliced from 3 exons. The record is from RefSeq and is a predicted model, not a curated record.